Molecule: messenger RNA, 1311 nt
Organism: Chlamydomonas reinhardtii
Lineage: Eukaryota; Viridiplantae; Chlorophyta; Chlorophyceae; Chlamydomonadales; Chlamydomonadaceae
Exons: 7
Coding region: 54-893 (279 amino acids)
Source: RefSeq, a predicted model, not a curated record
CGCAACACCCUCGCGAUGUUGAGGCAGGCCUUGAGCUUGCGCUACGCGAGCACAUGGGCAGCUCCGGGAGUUCUAUUUCGUUACAGUGCGGCGCGCUACAUUCGUUCAAGAUUACCCUGGCCUAUCGCGGCGGACGGCGUGGGGGAACGGCCUUCAACCCAUUUGGAUACCGUCUGGGCGGCUGGCCGCAGCGCAUUAAGCACAAGCCCCGGGUGGUGCUGGCGGCGGAUGUGCAGGUGCUGCCCUACCUGCCCAAGGAGGUGGUGGUGGUGCUGCCGGCGCUGCGCGGCUGGCCGCCCGGGCGCUACCUGCUGCGGGAGCACCGAGUGGCGUGCGGCUGCGGUGCGUGCAGGGAGGCGCAGGGCUAUGCGGUGGAGGGGUCAGAGGCAGGUGGCGCAGGUGCAGGGGAGUCGGGGGAGGACGAGGAGGAUGAGGAGGAGGAGGAGGAGGCAGAGGACCUGCAGCAGGAAACACAGGUGGACGAGGAGGCGAGCACAAGACACGGAGACACCGGAGCACGCGCGGGCAUUGCAGGACCAGCAGCAGCAGGUGGCCCUGGCAGGGCCCCCAGGCGCUACAAGAGGCGGCUGCGAAUGGACGAGCGGGGCGGCUUCUGGGCGCCGCACCGCUACGUGGAGCACGCGGCGGGCGUGCGGCUGGGCGGCGGGCGGCAGCCGGCGGGUGUGCCGCCGCUGCGCAGCCAAGACUGGAUUCGGUUCCAGGUGCCGCUGCCGGGGCGAGGGCAGGGGCAGGGGCCGGGAGGCCAGUCCGAGCUCGGGACCAGACAUGUUGAGCUGACGGUGUCGGAGCUGUGUCGGGAGCUGGGCUACAGGUGGCAGCACCGGAAGUGCCUGCCGCCGCCGCCGCCACUGCCGCCGCCACACCAGCAGUAGACAACCCGAGUGCUGAGACCGCACUGACGCGGACGGCGAGAUGGGCCCGUGCAUACCGAAUGGCUUGGAUGUGACAUCGGUACAUCGCGGAUGGAAGGUUACGUGGGCCCUGGCUAGGCACUAGGUAGCUAGGCAGCAGUGUAGCACCUCAGCGGCGUGGCGUCGGGGCUGACACACCAGCCCGCGGGCCUACCUGUGGCUACAGAUGGCGUGAACUGAGGGCCCUAAUGCGUCUUCCAAGCUGGGUAGCUGUACGGUUUGGAUAGCUGUACGGUUAUGUGUUGGCGUAUGCACCUCUAGACUUCGAUUAAAACGUCACUUGUCCGAUUGGGACAUUGAUCUGUCCGGAGCGCACCAAGGCGCCCACCACUUUGUCCACCACCUUUUAAUCAUUCAGGCUCCCACUACGCCCGCACCU